UACACCAGUCAGGACGGUUGUUCAAACUUCGGCCCCGAAAACUAGACCCAGGAUGAAAUAUCUUCUACCCUUUUGCCUUGUCCUAAUAGCGGUCAUCGUCGAAGUCACAUCAGGCCUACAGCGCAAUGAACGAGGGGAUGAUGAUGAUCGCCGAGAACUCGACGAAUUCAGUGGCAAAAUCCCAGAAAUACCACUGAUUCUAACUGACGAUGCCGGUGAAAGGCCUUUGAGCAAGAGAUCCGUGACUAUUUUUGACCGGCCCGGCCAUGCCUCAGAGACGCAUGCCUGCACCACUGUCACCGCGGUCCCAGAAGAUCUCCGAAACCCUGAGAUAAUGAUGCCAAACGGACUUGAUGUCUUCUACCAGAAAUAUACCCACGCGUAUGGAAUCCCUAUCAUUGGUUCCCAGAAAGUGACCGAUUCUGCGUUACGUCGGGCGUGUUACCUGGUUCGAUUCUUGUUUGCCGAUAGACCCGAUGUCCGAGAGAUGUUCUAUAAGAAGUAUACUCGAUUCGGUCUUAUGGCUUAUGAUGAAAUGACCUCAGACAUCCCAGAACAUAAACACCUGACACCCCAUAGUUACUGGGAUGGGAGAGCCCGAGGCCUUGGGCCAACACUCGAUUGGCCAAUCGUUACUGGGGGUGAGGAAAAUACUGUAUGCUUGAAGGCAGACAGGUACACCACUGAGGACAUUCCUCUUCACGAGUUAGCCCACGGGGUAGCUCAACAUGGCGCCCGUUAUGCCAUUCCUGACUUCGAUGAGCGACUGGAUGCGUUAUAUGCGGCAGCCAAGGCCAGUGGAGAGUGGAACUCGACAUACGCCAUGACCAACAGCGGAGAAUAUUGGGCAGAAGCAACGCAGAGUUUCUUUAAUGAUAAUUUAGGCUCGAAAGUACCCAACAGGGCAGUACUGGAGGAGAAGGAUAUGGGGAUCGUCAAGCUUCUCCAGGAGAUCUGGCCGUGUAAAAACAAGUAUCUCAAAAGAUGCUACAGUUCAAGAGAACUUGAAGACGCACAAGUGUUGAAGAUGAACUGCAAUGGAACGAAGAGUACGGUAUUUACCGUUUCAGAAGAUUGCUUCGACAAAAACCGUGACUGCGAGAAUUGGGCAAAACACGGGGAAUGUACGAGAAAUCCAGUUUAUAUGAAAAGGAACUGCGAAAAAGCCUGUGGGCUGUGCACAUUACCUGCAACCAAGUACAGUGGUAAAGCUAAUAAAGGCAAGAGGGUUGUCGGGAAGCCAAUCCUGACUUGUGGUGAUGUGGCUGCCGACUGUCAGAAUAUCACUUGUACCGCCAACAUCACCUAUGCCAUUCAACAAUGCCGGAAAACAUGCACCAAGUGUAAAUAUUACCUAGAGAAGGACUAUGGGACUUUUAAAGCAUCUAAGGCGGUGGACGAGACCCAGUGUAAAUCAGGAGAUGGCUGGAAAAGAUGCUGGUGGGACGAGGAAUACAAAGCUAGCUCAAAGUGUACCGAGGAUGGAGGAAGGGUUAGGUUAAUUGAUGGCAAGUAUAACUGCGCGUGCAGGUACAAGGGCAAACCUAUGUACACAGAUUGCAGAAAACUAAAGGCAUGAGAAGAAGAUAUGUGACGUCACGGGAAGAAUCGUCAGGAGUUUUGGCAUAUUUUCAAUCGAUUUAGUAGUGAUUGAUUUGGAUCUUAUGAACUGUAAAUCGAUUGAAAUUCAAGAAUA
Lineus longissimus is the source of this 1696-nucleotide messenger RNA. RefSeq lists its product as uncharacterized. The coding region runs from base 53 to 1579 and encodes 508 amino acids. NCBI's taxonomy places the organism in Eukaryota, Metazoa, Nemertea, Pilidiophora, Heteronemertea, Lineidae. The record is from RefSeq and is a predicted model, not a curated record. Gene Ontology annotation, molecular function: metallopeptidase activity. The transcript is spliced from 12 exons.